Messenger RNA from Salpingoeca rosetta, 1128 nucleotides. Its product is annotated as nudix-type domain-containing protein 6. Gene Ontology annotation, molecular function: NAD binding; ADP-ribose diphosphatase activity; NADH pyrophosphatase activity. NCBI's taxonomy places the organism in Eukaryota, Choanoflagellata, Craspedida, Salpingoecidae. The coding region runs from base 1 to 1128 and encodes 375 amino acids. The record is from RefSeq and is a predicted model, not a curated record. The transcript has 3 exons.
AUGACGACGAUGGGUCCGGCCACCACAACAGGCAUGGCGCUCAUGCGUACGACGCUUCGGCGUGUCGGAUAUCUGAGCCAGCGUGGUGGUGUGGCGGCGCGCGCGCACUCAAAGCUUGCAGCACCUGCUGUUGCAACAGGUGCGACACGCGUUGCAACAUCACAACAGUGUGCACGCGCGCUAACGACGAGAACGCUGCUGCGGAUGCGCCCUCGGCGUGUGCAUGCGAUUCUGUCGUCCGUUCGCAUGCUGCACAGCAGUUGGAGAAGCAGCAACGGCGGCAGCACCUUGAGCGAAGCAACAGAGAACAAGCCCUUUGACAACGUCGACGUGGACUGCUCCAUGGUGGCCCACCUCAACCAGGAACAGUUUGCGUACGAGUUGAGCGAAGCCGUGUCACAUUGGCGCCAGAACAACGUGGCUGCCGCAUGGCUUACGGUCCCUGUGACGAGCGCGUGGAUGGCAACGGUGGCCAACGAGGAGGGCUUUGUGCUCCACCAUGCACGCAAGGGCAUCAUCAAGAUGCUGCGUUGGCUAGACGAGUCGCGGCCGUGUCAGGUGCCACCGUACAACACGCACCAGGUUGCUGUGGCUGGCCUCAUCAUCAACGAACGCAAGGAGGUGCUGGCGAUUAAGGAGAAGAUCCAGCGCGUGGCCGGCUACAAGCUGCCUGGCGGCCGCGCAGACCCCGGCGAGAACUUUGGCGAGGCUGCGGUGCGCGAGGUGUUUGAGGAGACGGGCAUUCGCAGCCGUUUCCACUCUGUUGUCGGCAUUCGCCACAUGCACGGGUUCCGGCACGGCGCGUCCGACAUCUACGUCAUCUGCCGGUGCAUCCCGGAGAGCGAGGAGAUCACCAUGUGCGAGGAUGAGCUGUCCGAGGCGCGCUGGAUGCCGCUGGAGGACUACAUCGACGACACCAUGCCGCUCAACCAGAUCUUCAUGCACAACAUCAAGCGCAGCGUGGACGCUGCCCGCGGCCGCCACAAUGAAGUGCUCCUGGACGUGGACCUGCCGGAGAUUGUCAUGCCAUCCCCGUACCGCGCCAACCAGCUCAUGCAUUUCUACCACGCAGGCGGGCCCCGCCCGCCGCCUUCUUCCACUGACGACGACGGCAGAGGGGAUGACUGA